ACCCUUUAGAUCGUUUUUUAUAUUGAAAUUGGUUCUGGUGAAAAUGUGAUUUCCCUGCCUUAAGUCAGUCAACAGUAAAAUAAAAAAGAUAAAAUUUGUGAUAAACUGUUCAGUUUAACAGAAGUAAUUAUGGAGUUCAAAGUGGUAGUAAUAAGUAGUGUUUUAGCUUUAAGUUUUCUAUUCACAAUCACGGGAACCAAUGCCAAAAGUGAUCAUAGUGGACCUCAAUCGGAUUUUUGUCCAAGAAUGUGCACCUGUGAUAUGGUCGACAGUUUGAAGCGAGCUGAUUGCAGCCAUGAGAACCUAAUCAACGCAUACACCGACGUGCCAACUAGUGUGGAAAUAUUGGAUUUAAGCAUUAACAAGAUAUCGUCGAUCGGCAACGAUGACUUCAAGGAAUAUACGCAUUUGGUAAAAUUGUUCCUCUCGGAGAAUUCUAUCCAAACCAUUUCGCUGUACGCGUUUUCCAGUUUGAGAGAAUUGCACAUCCUGGAUCUGUCUCAUAAUAGACUGGAACAGCUAAAUGAGGAUCUGUUCGAGAGCAACGAGCUUCUCAUAGAGCUGAAUUUAUCGAAUAACAACUUCAUGACAAUGCAGAAUCAGCCAUUUCUCAACAGUCCUUCUAUUAUGAACCUCGAUCUAAGUGCGUGCAAGAUUCCACAACUGUACGACAGCUUGUUCGGGUACAUGCCGAAGCUUACCACGCUGGAUCUUUCCCAAAAUCUUAUGAUCACACUACCGAAGGAACCAUUCGUUCCUUUGAAACGGCUCCGUAUCAUCGAACUUUACGAAAACCAAUGGCAGUGCGAGAGCUCUUCGGUAAGGGCCACGAUAAAUUGGAUGAAGAAGCGGAUUGAUUCGAUACAAAUUGAAAAUUGCUUUCUCAACCCAUACAAAACUAAGGCAAAAUUCGAGAAAAUGGAACUCGACCCUCGCUUUGACAACCAUGAUCGUGAGGAAGUAUCAAUCGACCAAGUCUGGGGACCGACAACCACGGAGUCCUACCUUUCUCUGCUGAAGGAAAAGUCCUGCGCUUACAACGCCGAACAGGAUGCGGAAAGUCACAAAACGUGCGAAAAUUUCAUCGAGUGCCAAAAACGCUUCAGUGAACUGUACUAUACGUACGUAAGUGCUACCCAACAGAAGGCGGAAAUCAGGUCGAACAACAGCCGCCUUAUAGCCACCGUUAUGUUGGUGGGAGUUUUUAUUGGAGUUCUAUUCGGAUCGUUCACGACCUAUUCCGUCGUUUAUCUGGUAGGGAAGUGCCGGAGGUCGAGUUUGGAACCGCAGCCCAAAUCUACUCGAGAACUGCGAAGGGAAUUCCGAGAACGGAACCAUUUCGAACAUACACGCCUGAACGAGUCUCCCACGCCACAACGAGCCAAUCGACAGACCGUCAGCAGUAUAUCAUCCCAGGAUCAGUCUCAAAUCUACUGUAAUCACGAAAACACCCGCCAGUUCUUGGUGAACCUCUUCUCCAAACGACAACCCCGUUACGUGCGGAGCAAUUCACAGAUUUCCAACCUGCAUAAUCGCUACAUGCCACCAACCCCGAUUCGAGACCGUGUGCAUAUGCCUGCCCCGCGGAGUCCGGCCGCUCACUCGAGUAACAGUUUCAUUUGGCAACAGACACCGGUUACACAACCGACCAACUCGAAUGAUCACGAACAGGAACCCAUACUCAGAGCUAAUGAUGAAAGUCGCCAAUCUUCAGAACAGUCCACCUGGAAUUACUACGGAAUCAGCGAGCCAAGGCAGUCGCCAACGGUAUCCGUCUACGAAGCAAUAGUGCCACAACUAGAUUCGGCGGAUCCAAUCAGCACAGCUGCCCGUGAAACACCACCCCCACCGUACGUAGAUUGUACCGUGCAGUCUAACGACCGAAGUGAUAUUCUUUAAUCCAUUAUGCAUAACACUCAUCAAAAUUCGUUCAAGUAAUAUUUAUUCAAAUAUUCUUCAUGCAAUUAUAAAAAGCUACAAAUUA
Molecule: messenger RNA, 1984 nt
Organism: Ochlerotatus camptorhynchus
Lineage: Eukaryota; Metazoa; Arthropoda; Insecta; Diptera; Culicidae
Product: leucine-rich repeat-containing G-protein coupled receptor 5-like
Exons: 6
Coding region: 130-1899 (589 amino acids)
Cellular component (GO): plasma membrane
Molecular function (GO): protein binding
Source: RefSeq, a predicted model, not a curated record